AAAACACAGAUUUCUUUGACAGUUGUUACAAAGUCAAUUCCAUAAGAAAAGAAAAAAUAUUAUUUGAACACUUAUAGAAAAAUUAUUACUCACAAAGAAUAUAGGAAAUAAGUUUUAAGCAAAUUCAAUUUGGAGGAGAUUUUGAACGAAAUGGAUUCAGAUAUUGAUAGCUAUGCUGAUGAAAAUGAUUCUGGAAAUGUAUCAACUGAUGACGAUAAUUUUGCAAUGGAUGUCGAUAUUAAUAAUACUCGACAACAAGUAGACUUGGAGAGUUAUCCGUAUGAAGUUCUGACAACUGAAGAUAUCGUACGACAUAUGGUAGAUUGUAUCAAAGAAGUGAAUACUGUCGUUGAGAUUCCAGCUACAACCACGAGAAUUUUAUUGAAUCACUUUAAGUGGGAUAAAGAAAAAUUAAUGGAACGAUUUUAUGAUGGAGAUCAAGAAAAACUGUUUAAAGAUGCUCGCGUUAUAAAUCCAUUUAAUAAACCUAUAUAUACUCCAAAACCAAAGUUUGUGACUUAUCUUUCUUUUAAGAUACAGAAACUUGGUAUUGAAGAAUGUGAAAUUUGCUUCGCAUCUUAUCCAUCCAAUAUGAUGACGGGUCUCGCUUGUGGACAUCGUUUUUGUAUAUCUUGUUGGUGCGAAUAUCUAACAACCAAAAUUCUAGAAGAGGGUCUAGGGCAAUCGAUUGCCUGUGCUGCACAUGAUUGUGAUAUUUUAGUGGAUGACGUAACUGUUAUGACUCUUGUUACGGAUCAACGUGUAAAAUCAAGAUAUCAAAAAACUGUUACGAAUAGCUUUGUUGAGUGCAACAGAUUGCUUCGAUGGUGCCCUUCUGCCGAUUGCAAUAAUGCCAUUAAAGUGCAAUAUGUCGAUCCUAGACCUGUAAAGUGUACUUGUGGACAUACAUUUUGCUUUGAGUGCGGUGAAAAUUGGCAUGAUCCUGUCCAAUGUCGAUUGCUUAAAAAAUGGAUAAAAAAAUGUGAUGAUGAUUCUGAAACAUCCAAUUGGAUAGCAGCUAAUACGAAAGAAUGUCCAAAAUGUAAUGUUACGAUUGAAAAAGAUGGAGGAUGUAAUCAUAUGGUCUGUAAGAAUCAAAAUUGUAAAUUUGAUUUUUGCUGGGUGUGCCUUUCUAGUUGGGAGCCACACGGAGCUUCCUGGUACAACUGUAACCGUUACGACGAGGAGGAAGCACGCGCAGCACGAGAUGCCCAGGAAAAGCUCAGAUCAUCACUGGCAAGAUAUCUUCACUUUUACAAUCGUUAUAUGAAUCAUAUGCAAUCGUUAAAAUUUGAACACAAACUCUACGCAUCCGUAAAAGCAAAAAUGGAGGAAAUGCAGCAACAUAAUAUGUCAUGGAUUGAGGUACAAUUUUUGAGGAAAGCUGUAGAUAUUCUAUGUUUAUGUCGCCAGACAUUGAUGUAUACUUAUGUGUUUGCUUACUACUUGCGAAAGAACAACCAAUCUAUGAUUUUCGAAGAUAAUCAGAAAGAUUUAGAAUCAGCUACUGAAAAGUUAUCGGAAUAUUUAGAACGCGAUAUAACAUCUGAAAAUUUGGCUGACAUAAAACAAAAGGUGCAAGAUAAAUACAGAUACUGUGAAAAACGUAGAAAAGUUUUAUUGGAUCACGUACAUGAAGGAUAUGAAAAGGACUGGUGGGAGUACUCUGAUUUAUAAUAAAUUCAAAUUCUAUGUACAUUUUAUUUUUAUUUAAAGAGCAUAUAUCACUUUCUUAGAAGAAAUAAAUUUAAAAUCUUGAAAUUAACAAUA
Messenger RNA from Culicoides brevitarsis, 1770 nucleotides. RefSeq names its product E3 ubiquitin-protein ligase ariadne-1 (gene ari-1). Gene Ontology annotation, biological process: positive regulation of proteasomal ubiquitin-dependent protein catabolic process; protein polyubiquitination; ubiquitin-dependent protein catabolic process. The transcript has 10 exons. NCBI's taxonomy places the organism in Eukaryota, Metazoa, Arthropoda, Insecta, Diptera, Ceratopogonidae. The record is from RefSeq and is a predicted model, not a curated record. Gene Ontology annotation, cellular component: cytoplasm; nucleus; ubiquitin ligase complex. The coding region runs from base 151 to 1677 and encodes 508 amino acids. Gene Ontology annotation, molecular function: ubiquitin protein ligase activity; ubiquitin conjugating enzyme binding; zinc ion binding.